GGGGGCGAAUGAUCAGAAAUAGUGGAAGAAAGGGAUAUGGGGAAUUGUGUGUUUCGAGGGGUUGGGGAAGUGGAAGAGAUGAUAAGAGUGGUGACUUCGAGCGGUGGGAUCAUGGAGCUCUAUGCACCCAUAACCGUAGAGUGUAUCACCAAUGAAUUCCCAGGGCACGGCAUAUUCCGAAGCAACGAUUUCUUCUCGCACCCACUACUCCACAGCGUAGAGCUGGUGCGGGGAGAACUCUACUACCUUCUUCCCCUCAACACCACCAGAAGCCACCGCAGGAGUGCGUCAUUCCCCAAUAUCACAUCCAACUGCGUGUCCUCCUCCUCCUCUUCCUCGUCCGUCGUCACGCCGUAUCGAAUGUCCUUUGACAGCCAAGGGAUCCUGAAGUGGUCUGAGAGGGAGGUUUUGCCUAGACAUAUACAACAACACAAUAUCAACAAAAACGGGACGGGAGUGUGGAAAGUAAAGCUGGUGAUUAGCCCGGAACAGCUGGCGGAGAUAUUGUCACAGGAGACACGCACGGAGGCGUUGAUAGAGAGUGUCCGGACGGUGGCCAAAUGCGGGAAUGGAGCUGUGGCAUCCGCUGCUAAUUCUGAUCAGUGGAGUAUUUCCAGCAGUUGGAUGGCUUCCUCCGACAGACAUGCUGGCCUCUUCGACUUCUAAACCCCAACCCCCCCUCUCCCCAAAAAAAAAAAAAAAAACCCAAACUAACUGUAGCA
Telopea speciosissima is the source of this 722-nucleotide messenger RNA. RefSeq lists its product as uncharacterized. The transcript has a single exon. The record is from RefSeq and is a predicted model, not a curated record. Bases 37 to 666 code for a protein of 209 amino acids. NCBI's taxonomy places the organism in Eukaryota, Viridiplantae, Streptophyta, Magnoliopsida, Proteales, Proteaceae.